UCCCCUGGAAAAUACACCUACGGCAUAUAAUAAAGAGGGGAGAAAAAAAAUCGAAAUAGAUCUUUAUUAUGCUUUAUUCUACGUUUAUCUUCACGUGAUUAUUGGGUAAUUUAAAACAUCUACAGUUCUUCAGAUCAAUCAGACCAUCGUCGAGAAUCUUGGAUAGACUGCAGACCCCAGUCUGCAGAGGGCAUGGGCUCAUGAUGGAGGACAACGGACCUCGUGUGGUGGACUACUUUGUGGUCGCUGGCCUCACCGCCACGUCCAAGCCCCUGGAGGAGGAGCUCCACUUGGCGGACCACGCCUGUGCCCGCUCCGCCAGGAACAACGCGCCCAUCACGGAUGUGGCGGUGGUGAUCCGCUCGCUGGGCGAGGAGGUGCCCCCCGGCUUCACCAGCGUGGACAGCACGCCCACGGGCCUCUCGGCCGAGCUCAACGGGGCCAGCCUGCGCGGGCCGCAGAUCUUCCUGUGCUUCAAGCGGGGCAGAGAUAAGCCACCGCUGACAGACCUGGGCGUGUUGUACGAGUGGAAGGAGAAGCUGAAGCCGGGAUGCCACAUCGUCCAGACCACGCCCUCCGGUCGCCCGGCCAACAUCAGCAGCUCCUCGUCGCAGCGGAUCUACAUCACCUACCGCCGCGCCCCCCAGAUCCAGCCCCACUCCUCCCUGGCCGUCACCGACGUCUGCAUCAUCAUCCCGGGCAAGGGGGAGACCUCGCCACACACCUUCUGCAAGGUGGACAAGAACCUCAACAGCAGCAUGUGGGGAUCCUCGGUUUACCUGUGUUACAAGAAGUCUCUGGCUAAAACCAACGCGAUAGCAUACGAAGCAGGGCUGCUGUGUCGGUACCCUGAGGAGGACUAUGAGUCCUUCCCCCUGCCCGAGCCUGUGCCUAUGUUCUGCCUUCCCAUGGGGGCGAACAUCGAGUGCUGGCCAGCUCACACCAAGCACUCCCUGCCAGUCUUCUCCACCUUCGUCCUGACUGGAGCCUCCGGGGAAAAGGUGUACGGGGCAGCUAUCCAGUUCUACGAGCCCUACGCCCGGGAGAGUCUGACAGACCGCCAGUGUGCCCAGCUGGGGCUGCAGACGUCCGACCUCCACGACGGGACCCGCAGCGUCCAUAGCAACAAGAGCAUCUGCCUCCUCUCCCACUGGCCCUUUUUCCAGGCCUUCCGGAGUUUCCUCACAUUCCUCUAUCGAUACUCCAUCUCCGGGCCGCACGCACUGCCACUGGAAAAGCACAUCUCCCACUUCAUGCGGACCGUCCCCUUCCCCUCCUCACAGAGACCACGCAUCCUUGUGCAGUUGUCUCCGCAUGACAGUGUGAUACUGAGCCAGCCAGUGUCUUCUCCACUGCCACUCAGUGGUGGCAGCCUCUCCACACUACUCCUGAAUCUUGGUCCAAAGAACGCGGCCAGCCUGUUGGUGCUGGCGGUGACCGAGCAUAAGAUCCUGGUCCACUCGCUGCGUCCGGCCGUACUGACCAGCGUGACGGAGGCGCUCGUGUCUAUGAUCUUCCCGUUCCACUGGCCGUGCCCCUACAUCCCGCUGUGCCCGCUGGCCCUGGCCGAUGUGCUCAGCGCCCCGUGUCCCUUCAUCGUGGGCAUGGACUCCCGCUACUUUGACCUCUAUGUGCCUCCCGCCGACAUCACCUGUGUGGACCUGGACACAAACACUAUCUUUCAUAAGGAGGACAAGAGAGCUCUGACUUGGAAGGUCCUUCCCAGGAGGGCUUGUAAACACUUGCUCAACACCUUAGGCAAGAUUUACCAGCAGCUUGUUGACGGUGGACAGCUGAGCGGUCAAGAGGGCCAGAUGGAGCAGACACUCACCGACAGCGAGCUCAACGGGGGCAAGAGCCUGCACACCCUGGAGCUGGAGAUCCAGGAGGCCUUUCUGCGCUUCAUGGCCGCCAUCUUGCGAGGCUACCGCUCCUACCUGCUGCCCAUCACUAAAGCCCCAUCUGAGAAGACCACCGACGCCAGCUCCCUCUUUGACCACCAAGGAUUCCUCAAGAGCCGUGACCGAUCUCAUCACAAGUUCUACUCCCUGAUGACCAAGACCCAGCUGUUCAUCCGCUUCAUCGAGGAGUGCUCCUUUGUCAGCGAUAAGGACACCAGCCUGGCCUUCUUCGACGAGUGUGUGGACAAGGUUGACAGCGAGAGACCGGAGGAGACCAGACUGAUAGACCUGGACGAGUCGCACCACUCGGAGCACACGGUGUACAUCAACCCCCCAGAGCUGCCCCUGCUCCCCGCGGGAGAGGAGCACCCGCUCUGCUACAGCUACUCCGGCUUCCCGGUGCUCAACGCUAAUCUUCUGGAGACGUUUGUGGGGUCCAAUCCUCCGUCAGCCAGCAUGGCUCCACGCCACAACCACCCGGCCAGCCCCACAGCCAUAUUCAGGCGCUCCAAGCAGGAGAUCAAGCUCGCUCAGAAGAUGGCCAAAACCCAGUCGUCCAUGCCCCAGCUGUGGUCCCGGUGCCUGUUGCGCCACUGCUACGGCCUGUGGUUCAUCAGUCUGCCAGCGCUGGUCAGCUCCAGCCCCUCCAAGGUGCGGGCGCUGCGCACCGCCUACGACCUGCUCAGGAAGAUGCAGGACGACAAGCUGCAAGCUCCCGACGAGGUGUGCUACCGGGUGCUGAUGCAGCUGUGCGGUCAGUACGGCCAGCCAGUGCUGGCUGUCAGGGUGCUGUUUGAGAUGAAGAAAGCCGGGGUGCAACCCAACGCCAUCACCUACGGCUACUACAACAAGGCGGUGCUGGAGAGCACCUGGCCCUCCAGCACCCGCGGGGGCUACUUCCUGUGGGGGAAGCUGAGGAACGUGGUGUUGGGGGUCCUCCAGUUCAAGCAGGUGGGGAGGAAGGAGCUGCCGGCCCUCAGGGAUCCACAGGCUUCAGACGGCAGUGAUCUGGACACGGUCAGCCACGGCAGCCUGGACAGCGUCAACGACUCCAACGAGCGCACUUCCAUCGACGCCGACUUCAACAAAAUGGACUCCAGCGAUGAUGGAUGUAGCACAGGCGGCCAGUCAGACCAAGGCUAUGAUUCACUCUCCAAAGAGGAAGAACGAGUGAACGACAACACACCACUGGUUGACCAAAAGACAAAAGACACACAUCGGAAGUCCUGGGACGGCGUCAGCGGAACGCGGUCAGGUCCUUCCCAGGACGAUGGCCCCGCGCCCUGUGGGGUCUCACCGAAGAAGGAGAGGCCCAAGUCUCUGUUUCUGCCCUGCGGCCAGUGGCCCCCGAGACCCAACGCCCUGGCCCUGGGCUCCGCCAAGCAGCCCCACCUGACGGCCGUGAGGCUGCGUGGGGUGGAGGAGGAGGAGCUGGACGCUGGGAAGAACAAGCAGAGAGCCCUGGUGGAGCAGAGCGGGAGCUGCAGGAACGGGGCGGAGAGUCCCGGUGUCAGGCCCAGUGGUGGGGCGGUGAGCAAGUCGGACAUGGAGCGCGGGUUCGAUCCCCUGUCGCUCAUGGCGGCCGAGGCGGAGCAGAGCCUGCUGGCCUCCCCCGGCGCCCCGCCCCCGCCCCGCCGCGGGCUGGCCGAGGAGAUAGAGACCUACAUGAACAACGGGGGUAGCCCCUCCAGAGUGCGCAGCUCUGUCCCGGACCCCCCCCGGGACCCCCCCGCCACGGCCGGCCCGGAGGCAGACCCGCCCGCCUGCGCCACGCCCUCCCCACACCGGCCCCCCCCGCUGAUCCGCGCCAACUCCAGCCUCCAGCUCCGGGUCCGGUCCCGGGAGCGCCUCAGCACGUCGCCGUCGCUGCCCCUCGCCGUGUCCCCCAGAGACCGGCCCUCGUCGCUGGUCUCCCCCUCCUCGCCCUCGCCCUCCGCCUCCUCCUUCUCCAUGGAGUCCCUGUUCACCCCCACCCUGGACAUCUUCAAGAGCAGCUUCUUCUCCGCCGGGAAGGGCGUGGCGGAGAAGGCCAGCCGGCUGUACUCCCGGCUCUCGUCCCAGACCUCCCUGAGCCAGGACACCAACUGCGACCAGAUGAGCAUCUCGUCCCUGACCUCGGGGGACCCUGACUGCUGCUCCCUCCUGGACGCUGACUCCUACCUGGACCCCGACGGCUUCACGUCCCCCCAGCACGGCAGCCUGGCCCGCCUCAGGAGGAGCCCCGCUGCGGGCUUCCGGACCACCCUGGACAGCCCCGGGACCCCCAGCCGGGUGUUCAGACACAACUCCUUCUCAGGUGCUUUGACUCCGUUUCCCAGAGGCCCCCACACUCCAGACUCCUCGCCUGAUGUGGGCCGCUUCUACCCCACUCACAACUACACCGUCGAGGUUCUGAUGUCCAGCUGCUCGCUGUGCAAGACCUGCGACAGUCUGGUGUACGACGAGGAGAUCAUGGCGGGCUGGACGGCCGACGACUCCAACCUCAACAGCACCUGUCCCUUCUGCGGCACGCCCUUCGUGCCGUUCCUCAACGUGCACAUCAGGGACCUGAGGCCCCUCAGCAGCCAGAGCACUGAAGAGGAAGGUAAUCCUGUUAGCGAGGAGGAAGACACGUCCACGUCACUGACCCCCGGGGCAGAGCCCUCCGCGGGGCCGUCUCCUGCCGCUCCCUCCCACCCGGAUGCCCCCGGCGGCUCCGGCACGCCGGUGGCCCCAGAGCCGGCCCCGCCCCAGCAACCCCCCGCGGCCCCGGUGACAGUGCCCUACCUGAGCCCCCUGGUGCUGUGGAAGGAGCUGGAGAGCCUUCUGGGGAACGAGGGCGAACAGGUGAUCUGCACCCCCAGCAUCGUGGACCAGCACCCCAUCGUCUUCUGGAACCUGGUGUGGUACUUCAAACGGCUGGAGCUGCCUAGCAACCUGCCCGCGCUCAUCAUGGCUUCGCAGCACUGUCGCCAUGGAGACCAGACUUCUCCCAGCGUAUCCACGGAGGACGAUAAGUACGUGCUGGUGAGGAUCAUGUGGGAUAACCUGAAGCUGCACCAGGACCAGGUCCAGCCCUGCUACGUGCUGUGGAACACACACUGUGCCAACUCCCUGGUCCGCUCGGGGCUUUGUGAGGCGGGGCAGCUCUUCACGGUGGAGCAGCUUCAGAGCAUUGUGAGGUCCAUUAAGAAGAGCGACGUCUACCAUCCCAUGAGCCACAUCAUCCAGCUCCUGGGCCCCGAGAUGGGCUUCAAGAGACAGCGGAGCCUGUACCGUGACAUCCUGUUCCUCGCCCUGGUCGCACUGGGUAGCAGCAACAUUAAUAUGGACGCGUUCGACCGCGAGUACAAGAUGGCGUACGACCGGCUGACUCCCGGUCAGGUCAUGCUGACGCACAACUGUGACCGACCGCCGGGCGCGGGGGUCAUGGAGUGCAGGAGGACUUUUGGGGAGCUCGGACUCUGAGCGCCUGCCGCCCCAUCUUGGGUCUCGAACUCACCACUACCACCACCGUCGCUCGCUCAAUGCUGCUCUGCUGGAACCAGGCUCAGGACCAAGGACCUUUACAACGCAAACCGAACAACCUAAGGAGCACAGUAAGACAAAAACAAAACAGACUUUAACCGAACAAAACCUCCCCUUUAGAAAGGGGAGGUUUCGUUCUGUUCGAGUUAAGUUAAAGACUGGGGUUUUUGAAGCACAGUAGAACAAAAACAGAACAAACCAAACAGACUCUUGAAGCAACACUGAGGGGUUUUUAUAAACGUGACAAGUGAGAUGUACGGUGAAACCGUCUCUGUAUUUGUAACUUGUAAUAUGUUGUCCUUUUGAUGUCACCCUAUAUGUUUGUACAAGUAAUUAUUAUACAGUGUAUGUUCUGACUUUACUUUUCUGUCGAGCUGUGGGAGUAUAACUAGUAAUGGUCUGUGUUGGGCUGUCUGAACACCAACUGUGGUCUGUGAGACCAUUUUUAAGAUGUUUACAUGUUAAAAGCACUUUGGCAGUUCUUUACACUAUCUUGCUGUAUAAAAGAUUAUGUAAGUAAAUGUACAGCUGUAUUGGAAGCUACAGUAACGGAUGUAUCGGCUGUAUUACUAGUGAACGCUGGUCUGAUACCGCCAGACCGAGUACUGGUCCUGAACCUCUCGGUUCAUUUGGAUUUCAAAGCGGUGUAAUCACAGGGUGCCGACCAAAAUGCCUCUGAAAGCAAUAGAAAAGGCCAACGACCAAUCAGGACAACAAAACAUGUGACACAACAGCCUACCUAGUUGUUAAAGGUUGGGUAUGGAAUUCUCUUUUUUGGCAAUUUUUGACAAAUUACUUGAAAUCCUUAUCAUAACCCACUUACAGCCACUGAGUUAGAAGUACUGACAUGAAAAUUAAACAAGUCAAUCAUCUGUGGAACGGGCAGGGCUCGAAGAACUCCAGCCAA
Messenger RNA from Gadus chalcogrammus (walleye pollock), 6315 nucleotides. RefSeq names its product DENN/MADD domain containing 4A (gene dennd4a). Gene Ontology annotation, cellular component: cytoplasmic vesicle. Gene Ontology annotation, molecular function: protein binding. The transcript has 30 exons. The coding region runs from base 201 to 5348 and encodes 1715 amino acids. NCBI's taxonomy places the organism in Eukaryota, Metazoa, Chordata, Actinopteri, Gadiformes, Gadidae. The record is from RefSeq and is a predicted model, not a curated record. Gene Ontology annotation, biological process: regulation of Rab protein signal transduction.